ACCGACGUCACUGUUUGCUAUUCUGGGGAAGAUGGCGGAAGCUGCGGCGGUUCCCCCGCAUCGGUUCUUCUGUCAUUGUUGUAAGGGAGAAGUAAGCCCCAAGCUCCCGGAGUACAUCUGUCCCAGGUGUGAGUCUGGCUUUAUAGAGGAGGUAACAGAAGAUUCCAGUCUGCUAGAGGGUGGCGCUAAUGGGACAGAUGACACAGCCACACAGUUUGCAGAGCAGCUGUGGCACCUGUUGUUUGUAGAGAGGCCUUUCACAGUGGAUGGUGACAGUCCAGACUCAGAGCCCCGGGUCCCUGGUGGAGGGGUUGGGGUAGGAGCAGGGGGGUUAGGUCUGGGGGGGCUGGGAGGGCUAGGAGGCCUGGGAGGAGGUCCUAUCGGAGGGUCAGUUCCUGCUGGGUUAGGAGGACCCCUGAGGGGUCCUCUGGGAGGGGGGGAACACUGGGGGCCCGGUCGCCCCCCUCGCCUGCACAGUCAGCGGAGAUACCGCUCUAGAGGGAGCAGCAGACCUGACCGCUCGCCUGCCGUAGAGGGGAUAGUACAACAGUUUCUGGCUGGUCUAUUUGCCAACUCUGGAGUUCCUGGCCAACCUCCCCUCUCUUGGACGGGGAUGCUACACUCUAACCCAGGGGACUAUGCUUGGGGACAGGGAGGACUGGACGCAGUCAUCACACAGUUGUUAGGUCAGUUUGAGAACACGGGCCCUCCUCCUGCAGAGAAAGAGAAGAUCUCCUCCAUUCCUACAGUCAACGUGUCUCAGGAUCAAGCAGACUGCAGUAUGGAGUGUCCGGUGUGCAAGGAGGACUUUGCAGUGGGAGAGCCCGUCAGACAGCUACCCUGCAACCACUUCUUCCACUCAGACUGUAUAGUACCCUGGCUGGAAAUGCACGAUACGUGUCCUGUGUGUAGGAAGGGGUUGAAUGGAGAAGACAGCAACACCCAGAACCCCCCAGAAUCCCCCUCUCUAAACACGGACCCCCGCACACAGGAGAGAUGGUCCUUCUGAAAUACACCUCCCCCUCAUCGCCUUAUCGCACCUCUCCUCUGACCUCCUUUUAAUCUCUCCAUCUCAUCUGUCCUUCAUUCCACUUUUUUGACCCUCAUCCCCCUCUUCUCUACGAAUUACUGCACACAGGAGAUAAGGACUUUCUGAAGGAUAUACCUCCUUCAUCUCUGCCUCAUUCCUCCGUGUCAUCCCUUCAUCUCUGCUUCAUUCCUCCGUGGCAUCCCUUCAUCUCUGCCUCAUUCCUCCGUGUCAUCCCUUCAUCUCUGCCUCAUUCCUCCGUGUCAUCCCUUCAUCUCUGCCUCAUUCCUCCGUGUCAUCCCUUCAUCUCUGCUUCAUUCCUCCGUGGCAUCCCUUCAUCUCUGCCUCAUUCCUCCGUGGCAUCCCUUCAUCUCUGCCUCAUUCCUCCGUGUCAUCCCAUCAUCUCUGCCUCAUUCCUCCGUGUCAUCCCUUCAUCUCUGCCUCAUUCCUCCGUGUCAUCCCUUCAUCUCUGCCUCAUUCCUCCGUGUCAUCCCUUCAUCUCUGCCUCAUUCCUCCGUGUCAUCCCUUCAUCUCUGCCUCAUUCCUCCGUGUCAUCCCUUCAUCUCUGCCUCAUUCCUCCGUGUCAUCCCUUCAUCUCUGCCUCAUUCCUCCGUGUCAUCCCAUCAUCUCUGCCUCAUUCCUCCGUGUCAUCCCUUCAUCUCUGCCUCAUUCCUCCGUGUCAUCCCUUCAUCUCUGCCUCAUUCCUCCGUGUCAUCCCUUCAUCUCUGCCUCAUUCCUCCGUGUCAUCCCUUCAUCUCUGCCUCAUUCCUCCGUGUCAUCCCUUCAUCUCUGCUUCAUUCCUCCAUGGCAUCCCUUCAUCUCUGCCUCAUUCCUCCGUGUCAUCCCUUCAUCUCUGCCUCAUUCCUCCGUGUCAUCCCUUCAUCUCUGCCUCAUUCCUCCGUGUCAUCCCUUCAUCUCUGCUUCAUUCCUCCGUGGCAUCCCUUCAUCUCUGCCUCAUUCCUCCGUGUCAUCCCUUCAUCUCUGCCUCAUUCCUCCGUGUCAUCCCAUCAUCUCUGCCUCAUUCCUCCGUGUCAUCCCUUCAUCUCUGCCUCAUUCCUCCGUGUCAUCCCUUCAUCUCUGCCUCAUUCCUCCGUGUCAUCCCUUCAUCUCUGCCUCAUUCCUCCGUGUCAUCCCUUCAUCUCUGCCUCAUUCCUCCGUGUCAUCCCUUCAUCUCUGCCUCAUUCCUCCGUGUCAUCCCUUCAUCUCUGCCUCAUUCCUCCGUGUCAUCCCAUCAUCUCUGCCUCAUUCCUCCGUGUCAUCCCUUCAUCUCUGCCUCAUUCCUCCGUGUCAUCCCUUCAUCUCUGCCUCAUUCCUCCGUGUCAUCCCUUCAUCUCUGCCUCAUUCCUCCGUGUCAUCCCUUCAUCUCUGCCUCAUUCCUCCGUGUCAUCCCUUCAUCUCACUCCUCCUUUCUGAAUCAUCUUCAUCUACAGUCAUAGGAUGGUCAUCUCAGUAUGGUUGUUCCUGUCUCAAUGCCCCUGGAACCAUGUUCACACACACACAUCUUGAUUCGGUAGACCCCCACACACACAGAGUACACACACAUCAUGAUUCGGUAGACCCCCACACACACACACACACACACACACAUCAUGAUUCGGUAGACCCCCACACACACAGAGUACACACACAUCAUGAUUCGGUAGACCCCCACACACACACACACAGAGUACACACACAUCAUGAUUCGGUAGACCCCCACACACACACACACACACACAGAGUACACACACAUCAUGAUUCGGUAGACCCCCCCACACACACACACAUCAUGAUUCGGUAGACCCCCACACACACACACACACACACAGAGUACACACACAUCAUGAUUCGGUAGACCCCCACACACACACACACACAGAGUACACACACAUCAUGAUUCGGUAGACCCCCACACACACGUCAUGAUCCAUUAGCUGUCCUCUGCCUCAUCAUGACCAAGCACUUGCCUUUACCUCGCUUCAAACAUCAACCCCAUCUCGUUUUUUCUACUCUUUUCUCCAUAUUACUCUUUUUCCAUCCUUCUGAAAAGCACUGCUGUAAAACAAUGUCUCUCCCUACCUCUCUACUCCUGGGAUGCUUCUCAAUAGUCUAGAGUGGCUUCCUCUCCUCAUCAUCUGCACUGAACAUGGUGGAUGCACACCAGGAAUUUGGUUUUGCCUUUCUAGCUCUGUCACAUCAGUGCAGAAAGGAGACGAGGGGACUUCAUUUUGACUACUGAGACGGGCCCCUCUACAAUCUACUGUCAUUCUGGUGUAUAUAUUACAAACAGAUUGCAUCGCUCUGUCAUUUUACUCCUCUGUUGAUGACUUUUGUCUUUUCUUUCACAUUUCUAUCACUCUAUUUUUUUAAUGUAAAUACUUUUAGUCCAACAUCUUCUGGUUUGAGAAGAGAACAACAAAGCAUAUUGAGAAUGGAGACAAAUGUGAAUCCCUGGGUAUUAGUCUGUGUAUAUUAUUAUAUAUAUGAUAACAUGUAUGAUGUAUUAAUAAUUCCAAAAAAUAUUAAAAACCAGUAACAUUGA
Messenger RNA from Salvelinus fontinalis (brook trout), 3548 nucleotides. Its product is annotated as E3 ubiquitin-protein ligase RNF115-like. Gene Ontology annotation, biological process: ubiquitin-dependent protein catabolic process; protein ubiquitination; positive regulation of DNA-templated transcription. The transcript is spliced from 9 exons. Gene Ontology annotation, cellular component: nucleoplasm; cytoplasm. NCBI's taxonomy places the organism in Eukaryota, Metazoa, Chordata, Actinopteri, Salmoniformes, Salmonidae. The record is from RefSeq and is a predicted model, not a curated record. Gene Ontology annotation, molecular function: ubiquitin protein ligase activity. Bases 32 to 1009 code for a protein of 325 amino acids.